CACACAGGAAGCGUAGGGGGGAGGAUAGUGGUCACAAGGGGAGGGGAGGCGAGCGAAAAUGAUCUCCCCUCCCCGAACAGUUUCCCUUCCCACAAAACACACACACACACACACACACACACACACACACACACACACACACACACACACACACACACACACACACACACUCCAUAGUCCAUAUUUAAAUGUCUCUUUACCCUUGGGCCACCCUCUCUCUCUCUCUCUCUCUCUCUGUCUUUCCUGGUCUUGCAUACUUUCCUUGGGAUAGAAAAUCCACAGAGUUUCUACAGCCUGUAGGCUCAAAGUCUCCUCAUCUGCACAGAGUGCUCCAGGAUCAAGAGAGGAGCCAUGUCAAGUGCAGGUGCAUGGGGCUGUCUGUUGCUGUGCCUCUCUGGCCUUCUCCUCUUGCCACCCUUCCAUUCUGGGGUCCAUGCCGGUAAAGUCCUGGUCUUUCCUGUGGAUGGUAGCCACUGGGUGAACAUGAAGCUCCUCAUCCAGGGCCUCCACGAGCGGGGACACCAGAUCACGGUGGUCCGGACGGCCAGCACCUGGUACAUCAAGGAGGAGUCCCCGCACUACGAGUCCAUCACUGUCGCCUUGCCUGAGGCCAUCAACAUCGAGGACGAGGACUUCUUUGUGUCCCUCCUCAGCAGGAUGCUGGAGAUCCAGAGGGCCGGCGCGUCGCCGCUGGCCUACGCCUCCUUCUGGUGGGUGAUUCUUAAUGGGCUGUCGGACAUCCACCGGCAGGGCAGCCAACUGGCCGUGGAGAUGUUUGAGAACCGGCCACUGAUGGACCGUCUGCGGGAGGCGCAGUACGACCUGGUGCUGACGGACCCGGGCCUGGCGGCGGGCGUUCUGGUGGCCCAUGAGCUCCAGCUGCCCACGGUGUUUAACGUGCGCUGGAUCACAAGUGGCGAGGGUCACUUUGUUGUAGCCCCCUCGCCCAUCUCCUACGUCCCCACGUCGGGCUCCAACGUGUCCGACAGGAUGAGCUUCGCCGACCGCUUGAAGAACGCUCUGCACUACCUCCUCAACGUCUGCAUCGACCGCUACGUGGUCUGCCCGCACUACGACCGCAUCGUGGCCAAGUACUUCGGCCCGGACGUGAACUUCUACCACCUGCUGCAGGCCAGUGACCUCUGGCUGAUGCGUGUCGACUUCGUGUUUGAGUUCCCACGGCCGACCAUGCCUAACAUCGUCUACAUCGGCGGCUUCCAGUGCAAGCCAGCCGAACCGCUCCCUGAUGACCUGGAGGCGUUCGUUCAGGGCUCGGGGGAGCACGGUGUCAUCCUGAUGUCCCUGGGCACGCUGGUCAAAGCCCUGCCCAUCGAGAUCACCUCGGAGAUCGCCGCCGCCUUCGCCCGCCUCCCACAGCGAGUCAUCUGGAGAUACCCGGGUGAGCGCCCCAACAACCUGGGCAACAACACCCUCCUGGUCAAGUGGAUGCCCCAGAACGACCUGCUGGGGCACCCCAAGGUGCGGGCCUUCGUGGCACACGGAGGCACCAACGGAAUCUACGAGGCCCUGUACCACGGCGUGCCCAUCGUUGGCGUGCCGCUCCUCUUCGACCAGUUCGAGAAUGUGCUGAGACUCGAGGUCCGUGGUGCGGCCAAGGUGCUCGACACUUCCAAGAUCGACCGGCAGAAUUUCUGGGAGGCGUUGCAGGAGGUGCUUCACUCGCCCUCGUACAGGGAGAACAUGCAGCGCCUUUCCCGUCUCCAUAGAGACCGGCCCAUGCACCCCUUAGACAGCGCCAUCUACUGGACCGAGUUUGUCAUGCGGCACAAAGGGGCCGCGCAUUUACGCACAGAGUCAUACAAGAUGCCCUGGUAUGCGUACCACUCAGUGGAUGUGGUCGUGUUCUUGUGUGUGGUGUUGACAGGGAUUCUGGGUAUUGUAGUCUUCACAAUUCGCUUCCUGUGUCUCAGACUGUGCAAAAGAGGCAAGUCAAAGGUGGAAUGAAGGGAAACUAUGCAAUCAUGUGGGGUUUUGUUGUCAAGCUUUAAAAAAUGCACUGGAAGUAAUAAUGCAUUUCUGAAGGAAGAGUGAAUAUAUGUUUCUCAUUAAGCUUUUACAUUGUUGUCUUUUAUUGCCAGUAAAAUGUAAGAAUUCGAAUACGCAGUAGUCAUUUCUUCAGAAUGACCUGAUUGCUGUAACUCUAGAGGCAAGCUUUACCUUACACUUCAAAAUGUUGUACAAAAAGCUUUACCUUACACUACAAAAUAUAAAAAAAUGUAUAUACGCUAUAAAAUGUUUAUUUACCCUAAUAAGUGUUCAUUGUCUUAAACCAAAAAAACACAAAGGGAUUCUUACAUUUAAACACCUAACCAAACCUUUGAAAACUAUUGAAAUGGUUUUAGAAACUCUUAAUCAAAGGAUAGACCUCCAAAGAGUUUAAGAUGAAGGGUUUGAUAUUGUUUUCUUGUUUUCUACAAUGAACAGUUUUGUAAAGCUGAAAACUUUAAGGGUAUAGAAUAUACACCCUCAUUGUUAUUUUCGGAGAAUGCACUCAAGGAGUUGGUCCAAUUUCUCUCUUUAUCUUAAAGCUCAAUCCUACUCCUUAAAGCUAUUUAUUUUAAUCCUCAAUCCUUGCUUUCACAGCUGUAAAAAAACCCAACACUUAAUUGGACCAAAAGAAACCUAUACUCCCUGGAAGAAGAAAUGGUUUUGUUUGUAAGAAAGAUGAUUCCACAGACUACUCUGGUGUGGAAUGAGACUAUAACCCAGUACAUAAGCUUCUGAUGUAAUGCUAUGAGAUGAUAUCAGUUACUGCACAAAUCUGGUUGCUACAGCUUCAGAUACUUUGUACUUCAUACUGUACUAUGUAUUUCAUACUUCUUUUUAAUUAUUAUUAUUAUUUAGCAAUGGUUUGGAAAUUAACACUUGCAUUGUAAUUCAUUAAUAGAAAUGGCAUCAAAUAUUAUUUUGUGGGUUUUAAUGAUACAACGGUAAAUGGUGAAACGCAUUUGAAAUAUCAAAACAUUUAAUGUAAUGCCAGAGUGUUGUACUGUGAAACUAUCAAAAAUUAAUUUCUCAGUGGUUCUUGAAGCCAACGAUGACUCUACUAUACAUUUUUCACAACAAUAAACCCUUGCCUUGUUUGUCCAUGGCACAUGGCACACAGGUUGUGGUCUGUA
Messenger RNA from Alosa sapidissima (American shad), 3140 nucleotides. Its product is annotated as UDP-glucuronosyltransferase 2C1-like. The coding region runs from base 352 to 1965 and encodes 537 amino acids. Gene Ontology annotation, molecular function: UDP-glycosyltransferase activity. NCBI's taxonomy places the organism in Eukaryota, Metazoa, Chordata, Actinopteri, Clupeiformes, Clupeidae. The record is from RefSeq and is a predicted model, not a curated record. The transcript is spliced from 2 exons.